Molecule: messenger RNA, 564 nt
Organism: Aureococcus anophagefferens
Lineage: Eukaryota; Pelagophyceae; Pelagomonadales; Pelagomonadaceae
Exons: 1
Coding region: 1-564 (187 amino acids)
Source: RefSeq, a predicted model, not a curated record
AUGCCCAAGGAGAGCAGGCCGAUCGUGCCGGAGAUCGUCUACGCCGCCGAGCCCGUCGUCGACAAGGACGACCAGAUCCGGUCCCUCCAGGACGAGGUGCAGCGCCUGAACCGGGAGCUGACGAACGCGCGCAAGGCCUUCGAGCUCCAGGCCAUGCACUUCGCGCUGCCCAAGGACGACCACCGGCGCAAGAGCAUCAUCACCCUCGACAAGCCGGACCACGAGGCGGACCUCAUCCCCAAGGUCGCCGCGCUCGAGGAGGAGAACGCGAAGUUGAAGCGGCAGCUCGAGAACGCGCGCAAGGGCUUCGAGCUCCAGGCGCUCCACUACGCGCUCCCCGCCGAGGACAAGCGACGAGCGUCCAUCGUCAAGCUCGACAAGGACCAGCUCAAGGUGCUCCGCGUCGAGGAAGACGUCGACGGCACGGACGCGCUCUUCAACUGCCUCGCCGCGAGCGCCGCGUCGCGCGACAUCGACACGCCCGAGGCCGCCUACGACACCAUGUGCGCGCCGGUCGUCGAGGACUCGUCCUACACGAUGUGCGGCACCAUCAACGCGAAGUGA